CCGUCAGUAUACAUUUAUCUACAGUCGAAGUGACACGUCAAAAACAAAUAAUUUUAAUUUAAAUAAUAAUUAUUAUUAAUAACUCGUCGUAAUAAUUGCAUCCCAUUUUUAUUAUUUUUAUUUCUGGUUUUACGGUGAACGAACGCGACGCGACGGCUUGAAACUUGUUUGAGUGCAAGAUAAUUGGAAUACAGUUCAAGAAUACAAUGGCGCCAAAACUGUUUAUCGUCCUGUCAGUCCUGGCCGUGUCCUGCUUGGGACAACGAUCACCAUACGCUGGUAGAAGGCCCAUCGGCUACCCAGCAAUUUCCACUACCACCACCACCACAGAAGCUGGAGAUCUAGGAAACAGAUUCGGCGACAGCGCACCCAGUACCACCACAAUGCGUCUUCCAGUCGAAGCUCUAGGUGAUAGAGAUCUCGUCGACCGUCUGAGCAAGCUACCGAUAGACCAGCAACCGUUCUGGUUCAUCAAUUGGCAAGCCUUAGAAGCCCAGAGGAAGAACCCUCAAACUUACCCUCAAAGACCUAACGGAUUCGUCGACAUGUUCGCUCAGAUCAGACCAGAGUGGCAGUAAAUGGCAAAAUGAGUGAAUUUUUGAAUGACCCAUUGUUACAUCGUUUCGGUGGCACCAUCUUUUUAACUACCGUAAUUCCGGGCUCUUUCCCUAAAAAAUAUAGAGGGCACUGUAUAGAUUUGCCUUUGGUUAACCUUCUAUUUUCCUGGAUAACUGAUUAUAUUCUUUACUGCACUUCACAACUAGUAUCAUUACAGUCAAGAAAUUGACGUUAACAAGAGAGGACUUAACUCUAAGAGAGAUAUAGGAAAGUCCUAGUAUUUAAUAUCCAUCCUUUUAGAAAAAUAUACAAUUAUUUGCCAUCGAAAUUACGUAACAAACAAAACAAUACAAUAAUUCAUCGAAUACACCAGUACUGAAUACUAUUAGUAUUCUCACAAAAUACAUUGUAUGCAUUUACUUUAUUAAAUUUUGUAUUUUCUUACCGGAAAUGGAACCAAACUAGAAAAUUGUGCAAACGAUAUUGCAGAAUUUUACACAUUUUUUCUUAUAUAAGUACAUAACACUUUUAUGGACAUGACCACCGUUCAUUGACCUUUCAGUAGUAUUAUGACAUUGCUUGUUAUAUGUAUAGAAGUUGUGUCCGUGAAAGUGUUAAAUAAAUUAGCUUGAUACUAAUUCUGUUUUGGCCAAAGAGAAAUUAAAUCGUAAAUUAUUUUGUUAAUAAACUUGUAAAAGGCCAUAAAACAAGACUGAUAAUUUGUUAGUCAUUAGAUUUACAAGUCAAAUUCUAAAUUGGAAUGUGAAAUAAACUUGAAUUUACAUUAA
Molecule: messenger RNA, 1346 nt
Organism: Pectinophora gossypiella (pink bollworm)
Lineage: Eukaryota; Metazoa; Arthropoda; Insecta; Lepidoptera; Gelechiidae
Exons: 3
Coding region: 207-578 (123 amino acids)
Source: RefSeq, a predicted model, not a curated record